CAGUUUGAGAAGUUCAUAAUUUUUUAUUUCUCACUCAGUAGAGAACCAUUUAUAGAUUUUAUGGUUUAUAAAUUAUUCUUGUCUCUUUAUAGAUCAAGGAGUUGUGGCUGGAUCAAAACACAAACAUGGGAGUUGAAGGUUUAUCAUCAGUUGGACAAAUACUUUCCAAUCAAUCCUGUGUUAAAUACUUGGGCCUUGGCAACUGCAACCUGUCAUCAGAUCAACUACAAGCUUUCAAAUCAUCCUUGGGAAACACAGAGAUUGAUCAGUUGGAUCUGAAUGAAGAUAGAACUGCAAACCAUGAAGAUAUUGUUGCAGUUGCUAAUCUGCUUCCUAAUGUUACAAAGGAGUUAUCAUUGCAUGGAUGGAAAAUAGCAGAUGAAGAUAAAGAAAUAUUGCAGAAUCAAUUGAAUGAAAUUGGAUCUGAGUUUCCAAAAUUUAUCAUUCAUCUUGCUCUACUGCAUGAUCUAUCAAAAAUUUUACAAUAUCAAGGAACUAGAAAUUGGUUGGAUAGCACAAUACUCAAAAGUCAAAGCAAGUCAGCAGAUGCUACAACCAAUGUUUUUUCUAAACAACUUCCGACCACAACUUCAAAAGCUGAAUUUGGAUUACCAGAUGACAGUUUUGAGAAUACUGGAGAAAAUGUGGAGACUUUACAAGAAGUAGGAAGCCCCAGAAGUGAAAUCCCACUGUCUGAAGAAGAAGCAGAACAAUCAGAUAAAGAAGUAACUGAACAACCUGCAAAGCCAACUCAGCAUACUUUGCUGCAAAUUGAAAAUGUUUCGUCUCAAAGAAGUGGAUCCGACAUUCUCUUGACUUGGAAUGAAGUACCUGACAGUAACGUUCUAUACAACAUAGAAAUCUUCUGUGAUGAUGUGAAACUUGGAGAGACUCAUACUACAGAGGUUCCUCAGUAUAGAAUGAAGUCACCUACACUUGGUAAAACAUAUCGUUUUCAAGUCUGGGCCAAAGAUGAAUUGGGAAACUCUGGCAUCAAAACACAGUCAAGGAAUGUUAUCAAAUUGGUAAACGUCGAAGUUGCCGGCGGCUCCCUGAGACUGAACGAGUGCAAAGUCACGUUUCCUAGUGGAACUUUCAACAAACAAACAAAGGUCUGGAUGUCAGUUGGAAUUGACAAUUCACUAUGUCCAGAAGAAUACAUUGGUAUCACACCAGUUUUCGAUAUCAGUGCAGAUUCCGAAUUCCUCGAAGAUGCGAUCGUGCAAAUCCAGUCAUGGUGUGUCGGUCUAGAUGAAGACAAAAUUGACAUAUUACAUUUCUCAAGUAAAACUGAUUGGAACAUUAUUAAACCUGAUCGAAUCACUGAGGAUAACAGCAUAGAAUUUCGAUGCAGAGAGUUCAGCCCAGUUUCAGCCGUCAUCAGGUGGGCGCUAUUUGGAACACAGGAGCUUCUUAUGGAACAUCGCCUUUAUAUUUUAAACAAAAACCAAUUUCAUCUUGCAUUUUUCACAUGUGGUGAGACUGUUCAGAACAAUGUCAGACAUUAUUAUAAAGACCUGGGUGCACAACUUGCUCCUUUUCCUCUCCCUCAAAUCCUGUUACAAACUGGAGACAGAGUUCGCAUGAAACUUCAAAUUGACCGCGGACCAGAAAAUUUGCAUUUCAAUUUUCCUGAUGGCCAUGCUUUCCUGGUAGACAAAAAAUUCCUGAGAAAGCAAAGAAAUGAAUACACGAUUCAUCUUUUCCCUGUCUUAGAGGAAUAUCCCCAACGUAACAUCAGAUAUGAGAUGGUUAAGGAUGGUAAUGAACCUGAAAAUUGCAAUCGUGAUUUUGACUUCCCAGUGGAACGAAUAGAUAUGCCAGGACAGCGAAUUGCCAAUUUCCUCGGAGAUGUUCAUGUGGCAGGGAACAUGCUUGUGAAUGAACAAGAAAACAAUCUUCAACAACCUUUACAAGAUGCACAAAUCGAACAGAGAGAAGCAGAGCAGCAAAGAGAUGCAGAUGAAAACGGGGACCGUGAACCAGAAUUGAUUUUCCAAAUUGCCAUUUUCUUGUUUGUAGCGGUUUUUCUCAGCGCUUAUUUCGCGAGGCGGCACACCUGAAUAAACCCUAUAAUUUGUUUCUGGCUGGAAUUUCAUAAACUUUAUUGGAAUCUCUCAUAUUGACGUUUCGGUGCUCCAGAAGUAUUCAUAACAAGGCAUUUUCCAUUUAAAUUUUCAUGCACUGCAAUCAGCAUUUCUUGUUUAUCAUGAUUGACAACACUGUACCUAAUCUUGCUGUAUUGGAAUGAAAUAACAAUUGAAUAAA
Molecule: messenger RNA, 2268 nt
Organism: Styela clava
Lineage: Eukaryota; Metazoa; Chordata; Ascidiacea; Stolidobranchia; Styelidae
Source: RefSeq, a predicted model, not a curated record